AUGAAUAUCGCUCACCCCGUCCCGUCCACUGUCACGAGCAUAUCCUUCUCGUUCUUCACCACAGAGGAUGUGCGCCGCAUCUCUGUCAAACAAAUCACAAAUCCGAUUCUGCUCGACGAUCUGAACCGGCCGAACGUUGGAGGUCUCUAUGACCCUUCACUAGGUCCUGCGGGGAGACAGGACAUUUGCGCAACAUGUCAACAGACGUACUACGGCUGUCCUGGACACUUUGGACAUAUUGAGUUGCCAUCCCCCGUUUUCCACCCGUUAUUCAUGCAAAAUACAUACAAUCUCCUCCGCGCGACUUGUCUUUUCUGUCACCAUUUCAAACUUAGUAGGCCAGUGUUGAUCAAGUACGCAGCCAAGCUUCGUUUAUUGGAGCAUGGUCUUCUGGAGGCUGCGAAGAGCUUAGACGAUUUACAGAUGAAGGUGAAAAUGCGGAAGGACGAGGAGGAUGACACUCCUGAGGAAACAGAGCAUGAAUGGGCGACAAGGAUAAAUCUCUAUGUCCAGAUCCAGUUGAUGCGAGCCUCGGGGAGCAAGCGCGACAAUUACAAGGAUAGUCUCGUCUUCCAAGCAAGAAAAGAUCUGAUCACGGAGUUCUUGCGAACUGCCCUCACAAAAAAGUGCUCCAAUACCGGAUGCGGCGCGUUCGGAUAUACAUUCCGCAAAGAAGGGCACACGAAAAUCAUAGAGCUAGACCUUACCGUCAGGCAAAAGGCCACGCACGAAGCUUUGGGACUCAGACGCGCUAACGUCAUGUGGGGCCAGAAGGGUUCUUCAUCUACAAGGGACACGGCGGAGGAGGAGGACUCUGAUGUCGAAAUGCCGGACACGGAACCUGCGGGCGACGCUACGCUCUCUGACGAAGAAUCUGAUGAAGAAGACACGCCCAAGGUAAAAGACGACAAACUUCCUAGAGCCGCCAACGGACGUGUCAAGACUUUACGAGGCCGGAACGAGCGCAUCAUGGCUCCAGAAGAGUGUCGCGCUCACCUUCGUCGUCUAUUUUCUAACGAGACUGUCUUGUGCUCACUUGUUUUCGGUCGCCACGGUCCUUUGGCUCCCGUCAAUGCCCAGGGCUUGUCGAUUGCUUCAGCAGACAUGUUCUUCAUGGAAGUCAUCCCUGUUGCGCCGACGCGGUUCCGACCACCAGCCGUCAUGGGAGAGACGCUUUUCGAGCAUCCGCAGAAUGAACUGUUGUCGAAGGUGCUCAAUACGUCAUAUCGCCUCCGGGACCUCAAUACGGACCUUCGCGCUGCUUCCGUCAAAUCCACUGAUUUUGACGACACGGAGAGGCGCAGGAUCCUAGGACAACUCUUGGAAGGGCUAGUACAAUUGCAAGUUGAUGUUAAUAGUUUCAUCGACAGUAGCAAGAAUCCCGCGCCGGUGAGGCAGGGGAAGUUACCACCAGCCGGUGUGAAGCAGGGUCUAGAGAAGAAAGAGGGUCUGUUCCGAAUGCAUAUGAUGGGCAAACGUGUUAAUUACGCAGCUCGUUCCGUCAUAUCUCCCGAUGUUAACAUCGAGCCAAAUGAGAUUGGCAUACCCCCUGUAUUCGCGCAGAAGCUCACGUUCCCCGAACCUGUCACGCCGGCAAAUUUCCAUGAGAUGCGCCAGUUGGUUAUCAACGGAUCACACAAGUAUCCCGGAGCGUCAAUUGUGGAAUACGAAGAUGGCCAUCAACAAUUCUUGGACAAACUCACAGUAGAGCAGCGGACGGCCAUUGCCAACCAGCUUCUCACCCCUCAAGAUGAUGUCCGCAAUGCUCCCCGCCAGGGUCUCUCUACUCGAACCACUUCGGUCAACAAGAAAGUAUACCGACAUCUCAGAGAUGGGGACAUGCUCAUCCUCAAUCGACAACCUACAUUACACAAGCCAAGCAUGAUGGCACAUAAAGCCCGAGUCCUCAAGGGUGAAAAGACGAUUCGCAUGCAUUACGCAAAUUGUAAUUCUUAUAAUGCUGACUUCGAUGGAGACGAAAUGAAUAUACAUUUCCCCCAAAAUGAGGUUGCUCGUGCGGAAGCAAUGAUGAUUGCCAACACAGACAACCAAUACCUGGUACCUACGUCCGGAAAACCAUUGCGCGGUCUCAUUCAAGACCACGUUGUUGCUGGAGUGUGGAUGACCAGCCAGGAUGCAUUCUUCUCGCGAGAAGAGUACUUCCAGCUCCUUUACGGUGCUCUCCGACCGGAAGAAGAAACAUCUCAUUACUCUGGCCGUUUGGUGACGCUGCCACCAACAAUAUGGAGACCCAAACCUUUGUGGACUGGAAAACAGAUUAUUUCCACUGUACUCUUGAAUAUUACACCGAGUAAUGCUGAAGGCCUCAACCUCACAGCAAAAGCGAAGGUUCCUGGUAGUGCAUGGGGUCCCGGGUCCGGUGACGAUCAAGUCAUCUUCAUGGAUGGCGAACUACUUCGUGGCGUUCUGGAUAAAUCCGCAUUCGGUGCAACUGAUUAUGGUUUAGUGCAUUCAGUCUACGAACUUUAUGGUGCCGAUGUCGCAGGAAGGUUGUUGGGCAUCCUCAGCCGUUUGUUCACUAAAUUCCUCCAGCAUCGUGCAUUCACUUGUCGUAUGGACGAUUUGGCAUUAACAGCCUCAGGUGACGCGAAGCGUGCAGAGCUCAUUCGUCAGGGCGAGAACCUGGGCACUGAAGGCGCCAUUGACAAUUUCCCGUCACUCGCCAGUACUCCCGCUGUCGAACAGCCCGCGGCUCUUGCUCGUCUUCUCCAGGACGUUUUGCGCGACGAUAGCAAGAUGGCUGGCCUUGACAUGUCCGUGAAGACCAAAUUGGCAAAAUUGACGAAGUCGAUCGCAGACGCAUGCAUGCCCCACGAACUUUGGCGCAAGUUUCCGCACAACCACAUGCAGGCUAUGACGCUCUCUGGCGCAAAGGGAACUGCAGUCAAUGCUCAGCAGAUUUCGUGCGCGCUGGGACAGCAGGAGCUGGAGGGUCGUCGUGUCCCUGUCAUGGUCAGCGGAAAGACGCUUCCUUCCUUCAAGCCCUUCGAGACGAAGGCCAUCGCCGGUGGUUAUAUCGCUAGCAGGUUCUUGACCGGCGUGAAACCUCAAGAGUUUUUCUUCCAUUGCAUGGCUGGUCGCGAAGGUCUCAUCGACACUGCUGUCAAGACUUCGCGUUCUGGGUAUCUUCAGCGAUCACUCAUCAAACACCUUGAGGGCAUCCGCGUCCAUUACGAUAAUACGGUUCGCGGCGCUGAUGACUCGGUCUACCAGUUCUAUUAUGGUGGAGAUGCUUUGGAUGUCACGAAACAGAAGCACCUGUACCAGUUUGCAUUCAUGGCGCAGAAUGCUGUGUCAUUCCUCAGCAGGUACCAGGUCAGGGAUAUCGCAGGCAAGGUGGACGAUGAAGAGGCCGCAAGCCAUAUGAAGAAGGUACUCAAGAGAUCGUCGAAGCGCGAGCUCAACGCGCCGUCCAAGAGGGACAAGUACGAUACAGCUAUGACGAUGUUCAACCCAGUUCGCUUCCUUGGCAGCACUUCUGAGAAGUUUGCAGAGAAACUAGACGAGUAUUUGAAGGCGAAUCCGGAUAAACUGCUCAAGUCGUCCGACGGAGGGGCUGUCCAGGUCAAACGCCGAUAUCCCUUACUGGCAGCAAAACGACUAAGGUUGUUGAUGAACUUCAAGUAUAUGCGGAGCAUCAUAGAGCCUGGCGAGGCUGUUGGGCUCUUGGCUGGCCAAGGUGUUGGAGAGCCAUCGACGCAGAUGACCUUGAACACUUUCCAUUUUGCAGGUCACGGAGCCGCAAACGUCACCCUUGGUAUCCCUCGUCUUCGUGAAAUCAUUAUGACGGCGUCCACCAAGCCAAAAACUCCAUCCAUGACCAUGACUGUCUCGAAGGAUACCCCGAUUCCAGUAGUCGAUGCCUUCUGCAAAAAAGCCAGCCGUCUCACGCUCUCUCAGGUGGUCGACAGUGUCUCUGUUACAGAGCGCCUGAUCGUAAGUGGAGCCUCCAGGAGCAAACACUUCAUCAUCGAUAUCAAGUUCUUCCCUGAGGAAGAAUACAGAGAAGAGUAUGACGUCGAGCCUGUGGAGAUCCUGCAAUUCUUCGGCGUGCGAUUCCCACUUUUAUUGCGCCGCGAAAUCCAACUGGAGAUGAAAAAGCUUGACGCUGAUCUGAAAAGCCAAAUAGCAGAGCUCGGCAAGGGCAAGGGUUCGAGCAAACGUGGAGAGGAAGCUGAAGAUGGAGACGAGGAGGAGGAAGAGCCUAAAAGAGGUGGACGGGACGAUGACGAGGUCAGUGAAGUUGGGGAUGGAGACGCACUUGGGGAGAAAAGAAAGAGGCAGGCCAAGCAGCAGGAGUCGUAUGAGUCGGACAGUGAAGAUGAGGAGAGCGAAGGAGAACUCGAUGAUGCAGCCAUCGAAGCUGCGUAUGCAUCGCAAGGGGAUGAUACGGGUUCUGUGGAGGACGCCGACCACAAACCAAAAGCAAAGAAGGGAAAAGGUCUUUCGGCCAUGGUCGGGAAAAUUGAAGAAUCCUUCUUGGACCGUUUCCCUCAUGCAACGGCAUUUAAGUUCCGUGAGACGGGAUGUACCAUUGAGCUGGAGUUUGGGUCGGACCUGCCCAAAUUACUCUUGGUAGGUAUCGUCGAACGGACAUGCGUAAAAUCGAUCGUCAGGGAGAUUCCCAGUAUCACAGACUGUUUCCGCGUACGCGAGCCAAACAGAGACGGCACCGUGAAGAUCAUGACCAAUGGUUCCAACUUCCGUGGAAUAUGGGAAUUUGCUUGUAAUGAUGAGCAUAGUAUCAUCGACGAGGACGACAUAUACUCGAACGACGUGUAUGCAAUCUUGUGCACAUAUGGGGUCGAAAUGGCGCGCGCGGCCAUAGUCCGGGAGAUGAGCGGCGUGUUCGAUGUAUACAAGAUUGACGUCGACAUCAGGCACAUGGAACUGAUUGCAGACUACAUGACGUUCGAGGGCGGAUACAAGCCAUUCAAUCGCAAGGGCAUAGGGAUGCAUUCCUCACCUUUGCUCAAAGCAUCAUUCGAGACAACGGCAUCUUUCUUGUCUGAUGCGACGCUAUAUGGCGACUUUGACGACUUGCGAACGCCAUCCGGGAACCUCGUCGUUGGAAGGCUAAGUACGAGUGGGACAGGUGUAUUCGAUGUAGUCACACCGCUAGUGCAGGAUGCGGGCGGCCAAAAUGGAGUUGUCUCUACUCAGACAUAA
Molecule: messenger RNA, 5190 nt
Organism: Heterobasidion irregulare TC 32-1
Lineage: Eukaryota; Fungi; Basidiomycota; Agaricomycetes; Russulales; Bondarzewiaceae
Exons: 15
Coding region: 1-5190 (1729 amino acids)
Biological process (GO): DNA-templated transcription
Cellular component (GO): RNA polymerase I complex
Molecular function (GO): DNA binding; DNA-directed RNA polymerase activity
Source: RefSeq, a predicted model, not a curated record